AAAAACACGUUUUCGUAUGUUUGCCUUUGCUCGUCAGUCGUUACGGUCUACGUUUCCCACUCUGCAAUCUUCGUAUUGUCAUUUUGCUUUUGUCAAGUUUGUCAUUCGCUCGUUGGCCGUUGCUGUCUUCCCACGUACAGCGUCGCAUUUAAAUUCCUUUAAGAUUUCAUUUUAUUUUUCUUCGCAUUUAUCGAGUACUAUACACCAUCGCUAUCAUGCCAAGCCCAAUUAAAAAAGUACGUAAAUUCUCCAACGAAGACGUUUUGGCUUUCUCCAAACUCUCCGAACACGGUUUCGCGCCGACCAAAGGUAGUGAACAUGCGGCUGGUUAUGAUCUGAGAAGUGCUUAUCCAUAUGUUGUGAAAGCCCAUGGUAAAGAGCUUAUUAAAACCGACAUUCAGAUUAAAGUGCCACAAGGUACUUAUGGCCGUGUUGCCCCACGUUCUGGUCUUGCUUGGAAAAAUUUCAUUGAUGUUGGUGCGGGCGUAAUUGACAGUGACUAUAGAGGAAAUGUUGGUGUUAUAUUAUACAAUCAUUCUGAUGAGGACUUCACAGUUAAUAAAGGCGAUAGAGUUGCUCAACUUAUUUGUGAAAAGAUAGUCUAUCCAGAAGUAGUAGAGUUUGAGACAUUGGAUGAGACUGAACGAGGUGAAGGUGGUUUUGGAUCUACUGGUACUAAUUGAAAUACUAAUGUAAUUAUGUAUCCUGUCGUGAUUUUUUUUUAAAAUUUUUAUUAACUUUUUGUGAUAUCUUUUUUUUUUAAGAAACAUUGUAACACAAGAUCCUUGUAUAGUUAAGUUAGCCAUAAACAUUAGGUAUUUUACAAGUCUGUAAAUUAAUGAAAAAGGGUGUAAUUUUUUUUUAUUAUUUUAUUUACAACAUUUAUUUAUAA
Melanaphis sacchari is the source of this 892-nucleotide messenger RNA. RefSeq names its product deoxyuridine 5'-triphosphate nucleotidohydrolase (gene dUTPase). The record is from RefSeq and is a predicted model, not a curated record. Bases 216 to 683 code for a protein of 155 amino acids. Gene Ontology annotation, biological process: dUTP catabolic process; dUMP biosynthetic process. The transcript is spliced from 4 exons. Lineage: Eukaryota; Metazoa; Arthropoda; Insecta; Hemiptera; Aphididae. Gene Ontology annotation, molecular function: magnesium ion binding; dUTP diphosphatase activity.